Canariomyces notabilis is the source of this 1642-nucleotide messenger RNA. RefSeq lists its product as uncharacterized. The coding region runs from base 161 to 1642 and encodes 493 amino acids. The transcript is spliced from 3 exons. The record is from RefSeq and is a predicted model, not a curated record. Lineage: Eukaryota; Fungi; Ascomycota; Sordariomycetes; Sordariales; Chaetomiaceae.
CUCAACUCCUCCACUUAUGUACACUUCCCAUGCGUGUACGGAUACACUCCGAAGUGGAUCAAGCGAAUAUCUCUCUAAGAAUCCCAUCAACACUAUUAUGAGGCCAAGGUCUACUUUCAGACCUCUUUGCCAGUCACCAAUAUAGCCUUCGCUUAGUAACAUGCCCAGAUGGCUCCACGGAUAUAAAGCCUGGGGCCUUACGCGGCCAUCAAGACUCGAAACGAGGCUAUUCGGCAGUCGGCAUUAUACUGAGUUCGUCCGAGUGCCGUGUGCUUCUUCUGGCGACAUUACUGUGAGCCUGCACAAUGUCUCUCACCACCACCCCACCACGCCCUUGGUGAUAUUUAUCCCACCAUUCUCGCAACCAGGCCCAGAACCGGCCGUGCCAUUGCCAGCCUGCCUCCUACACCACCCAACCGCCAUAAUCAACUACAGGUGGCGGUCACAUACGGAGGAUGAGAGGCCAGACGUUCACCUCCAGUGGCCUACGCCGCUUCAUGAUGUCCUCUUCGGUUAUUCCUGGCUUUCGUCCAAACUCGGCCUCACCGAUGGCACCUCUCCCGGGCCUCGCUCUGCCUAUGUCUACGGCUCCUACCUCGGCGCAAGCCUCGCCGCCAGCCUCGCCCUAACCGAGUCACACUUGCCCCAUCCUUCCCGCCCCAUGACUGUCCGCGGUCUGAUAGCGCACAACGGCAUCUAUAACUGGACCAUGUUUCUUCCCGACCACCCCAUUCACAAGCUCUCCAGGGCCAGGCGGCGAAAGGGUCUGGUCUUUCCCCUUCCCGUCUCCAACACCCUCUCGGAGGACGAAGCCGAUGACGACGACAUCUUCGCCCUGCUAAAACGCCAGACCACUUUCCUCUUUUCCGAUCCCGCACAACUCUUCGACCCCUUCGCAUCACCUUGUCUGUUCUUCCACUCUCCCAACCUCCACGUGCCACAGGAUUUCACCACGCCGCUCACGGAAAACUCAUCCCUCCUGCCGCCAGAAUGGACCCAGGCCAUAGAUGCCCUGUCCUCCUCUUCCUCUUCCUUUUCCAUUUCCACGGAACCGUCCUCGCCCGAUUCGCCUUCCCACUCAGACCCAGAGUCUGCCGCCGCCCUGCUCGCCCGCGCAGAGCACCAGGCAAAACAACUCCGGCCCCCGCGGAAAGGCUACCUGGUCUUCCCGCCGCGGUACUCCACGCUGCGUCUGCCCGAGACACUGCUGCUUUACAAUGACGAUGACGAUCACGUCAGCGGCGGCAGCAAGACCCGCAUCAGCGCUAGUACCAGUACCCGGUCUGGCGCCAGGAACAACGCUCCUUCCGCAGCCCGCCGACGGCAGCAGAAAAGCCGCAACAGCUUCAGGGUCCAAGCAAACGAGCUGGCGGGACUGAUGCGUCGCAGUCUGCGGCUGCUGGAGUUCCGAGAACGGACGGUGGGAGACGACAACGACGAGGACUAUGAGGCUGUGGUGGAUCUGGAGGACGCGCGGACGCGCGAGGCGGAGCGGAGGGUACAGAUUCGCGAGUUGCGCAGGCUGCAGCAGGCGGGGGUUGAGACGGGGGCUGCCGUGCCGGGGCUGGACCAGGAUGGGGAGGAGAGGGUGGCUGACUGGUUGAGGGAGCGGAUUGAUGAGGAGGGGAGGCUGGUGUCAUGA